This is a messenger RNA of Arabis nemorensis, 753 nucleotides long. Lineage: Eukaryota; Viridiplantae; Streptophyta; Magnoliopsida; Brassicales; Brassicaceae. The record is from the annotation of a GenBank genome assembly.
AUGUCACUGGGUGGAAAGGUUGGGAAAUUGGUGGAGGAGUAUGUUGAAUCCAUGGAAAAGAUUAAGCUCAAGCAGGGGCUGAAAACUGCUAUGCGCAUUAAGGUAGAAGGGAACAGAUACUUGCAGGAAAACCAAUAUUUGAAACUUUACAAAGAAGAUAAAUUUACUUGUGCAAUUGUUAUAAGAAGUGCUGCUGGUUUAGUACACCUUCUUGCACAACUGUUAGAGCCUUUCAUGCCAUCCUUUUCUCGCGAGGUGUUUAAACAGCUAAAUUUGCCUCCACAUUUUUCACUCGAGGUAUUACAAGCAAGUCGACCUUGGGAGAUUCUGCCUCGUAGCCACAGGAUAGGCACACCUCAACCAUUGUUUGAGGAAUUGAAAGGUGAAAAAGUGCAAAGGUACAAUGAAAAGUCUGAUAGAGAUCUUAAGGAGGCAAAAGCGUCUCGUAGACAUAGACAGAAGAUUGCAGCUCGCAUUCGUAGAGAUGCGGAAGGACCAGGACAACUGGUGGAGCGGAUUAGGAGGUUACGGAGGGAGGCAUGCAGCGCUGAAACUUUAGGGGGUGAUUUGGAUGGAGGGGAACAUGCAGCUCGUAAUCGAAGGCAUUCCGAAAAACUAGCACUAGCAAAUAAUUUGGAGGAAAUUAGGAGGGAACGAUUGGAGGAGGCAUGCAGCUCUUGGAAUCGUAAGAAGUCAGGUGGAGAAACUGUAUGUGUUGAUUGGGAUCGUGGAGGUCGCAUUGUUGUGUCUUAA